UCCGGUUGCCAGACGUCGAAUUUCAGACGAAAGUUCCCCAGAAAUCAGCGAUUGAGCGCCCGUGGAUCAGCCCAGGAUUAAUGUGGAGGAAGGAUAACAUGCCUUAUUUUAUACUGAUGCGAUUGAGAAGAUUAUUUUUUUGAUGAGUCGUUAUCCUGCAAGGCCAUGCAAUCUAAGACUUACUUAUUACUGGAAAGAGAACAUCUUCAACUUCAAGAAGCUAGACUCUAUGGCAUUACCGUGUCCCCAGUCAGAGAGGAUCUGUUAGAGUGGGUGGCCACAGUUCAGGGAUUGAAAGAUUCCCUCUGGGAAGGUGCUUCCCUUCAACUUUCCCUGAAGUAUACAGAAGAUUACAACGCAAUCCCUCCAACUGUCACUUUCAAUACAAUUCCAUUUCAUCCCAAUGUGGACACAAUCACAGGCAAGCCAUGUAUAGACUUUCUUGAUAAUCCAAGGAAAUGGGAAGAAGGCUUUUCCUUGACAACCAUUCUACUUACCAUUCAGGUGAUGUUGUCCAAUCCAGUGUUGGAAAAUGUGGUCAAUGUGGAAGCUGUUGAGAUGUUGAAGGAGAACCCAUCACAUUAUCGAGAAAUGGUUUUGGAAUGUGUCAGAGCCAGCAGACAGCUUAAAGAAACUGGAGAAAAGUUAGCAGUUAGGAGUUUUCCUGUGGCCCGUUUUCAAGAGCAAGUUUCCACACUACUUCACAGGAAGCCACUAACAAUUAAAAGGAUCGCUUUUGAUGAUUAUCACAAGGCCUGGAGUGAAAUUGCCACAACGAAAGCUAUUGAGAGCUGCAAAAAUCAAAUGCCAGUGACCUAUCCCAAUCUUCAAGCAUUAUAUAAUGGACUGGGAAAAGAAGACUUACAGAAAGAGAUUGAAGCACAGAAUAAAGAGUUCAGUGAUGUGAUGUAUGGAGUAUUUGGGAAAGAAAGGAAAACUCGAGUGACAUUGGACCAAAAAUUGGCACGAAUCAACCGCAUGAAGAAGAGUUACAUUAUGGAUAAAUCCUUAGAAGAUUCAACUUCAAUAACCCUGAAUCUGCCAAUAAGCAUCAAGACAAAGCGACCCAACACGUGUACACAAGAGGAGGAAGCGUGGAACAAGGAAGUAGACAAUUUAAUUGACUGGACUGCUGGACUCAAUUUAGAUGAGCUGGAAGAUGAUUAAGGAAAAAGAUCCCAGCAUUCAACUCCUUUAUGGCCCACAAACCUGUAGUUAAAUUAACUUGGAAGAUAUGAUGCCCUCUUCAAUGCUGCAAUAACUGAGUUCCUCAAAUAAUAUUCAAAAAUCACUAUCCUGGAACAUAUCUUUAUUUCCUGAUUGUGAAAUAAAUGUUAUUAAUAUUUUAAAGUAAGGAUGCCUGCAUUGCUGAAUAUAAUUUCUGCUUGUUUUUAUUUUCACUACUAUUGACACUUUCCCAAUCAGAUAUUGCUCAAAGCAAUUAUAGGCCUCUCAAUACCAUGAAAAAUGUUAUGAUGACCAGGCUCAUUUAUCUUCUCGAUCUUCAUUUUCUCCAGUGAAAAUAUUUCAGUUCACAUCUCUGGUGCUCUAGUUGUAGAGUUAGUAUGUAACUCAGUCAUAAAGUCCAAAUAGUUCCAUGUUCAAUUUCUGAUCUCUGCUGAGCUACCAGAUCUUAACCAUGGAGGUUUCUCUUUAUGCCUUCUGCCCUAAAUCUUGUACAUUUAAUCUUGUGUCUUGGCCCCUUGUUCUUGAAACCUCAACUACUGGAAACAAUCACUUCCUGUCUAUCUGUGUCAUCCUUUCAUCAUAAAGGCAAAUUUGAAAAUUUACUUGUACUUGCCUUUCAACAUGGAUUUUGCUUAAUAAAGUCAUCCAUUUUUUGAUAGGGUAAGUGACCUAGCAAGGAAAAUGAGACAGAGACCUUGCUUUGAACCAUGACUUCUAAAAAUGGCUACCAAAGUUUUCCCCUCAUGCAUUCAGUUUUUUUGUACCAAACCUCAGAGAAGAUGUGUUGGCUUGGAAAGGUGUACGUCUCAGAUUCACCAGCAUAAUAUCAGAACUUAAAAGGUUACAUCGUUAGGUCAGAUUUGUACUCCCUUGUGCUGUGAUUGAGGGAUAAAGUAGUUAAAGGAUUCAAUAAGAUAUGUACAAAGAAACAAUUUCCUCCGGAGGAAGCUCCAGAACAGGAGUACAUAAUCUUAAAAUAGAUCUAGGCGAUUUAGGAGUGAUUUCAGGAAGUAUAUUUUCACACAUGCAGAAAUCUGGAUCUCUUGCACCAAAAAGGCUGUGGAAGCUGAGUCAAUUGAAAUUUUUAAAAUUGAGAUUGGUUGAUUUAUGUUGGGUAAAGAUAUUAAGGGACAUUAAACAAAUAUGAGUGAAUGAAAUUGAGCCCUGAUUGAACUGAAUUGAAUGACAGACCAGACUUGAAGGAUUGAAUGGUCUGCUCUUUUACUGUGUUUCUGUAAGCCAGCAGUAAUCUUGACCUGCCCAAAGCC
This is a messenger RNA of Carcharodon carcharias (great white shark), 2456 nucleotides long. Its product is annotated as ubiquitin-conjugating enzyme E2 U-like. The coding region runs from base 166 to 1167 and encodes 333 amino acids. The record is from RefSeq and is a predicted model, not a curated record. Lineage: Eukaryota; Metazoa; Chordata; Chondrichthyes; Lamniformes; Lamnidae. The transcript is spliced from 11 exons.